Molecule: messenger RNA, 1413 nt
Organism: Cheilinus undulatus (humphead wrasse)
Lineage: Eukaryota; Metazoa; Chordata; Actinopteri; Labriformes; Labridae
Product: glucagon receptor-like
Exons: 14
Coding region: 28-1353 (441 amino acids)
Biological process (GO): adenylate cyclase-modulating G protein-coupled receptor signaling pathway; cell surface receptor signaling pathway
Cellular component (GO): plasma membrane
Molecular function (GO): glucagon receptor activity; peptide hormone binding
Source: RefSeq, a predicted model, not a curated record
AGCAGCUUUCUUCUGUCAAAGGAGGCUAUGUACCUGAGGAGCAAGUCUGCAGUGAUGGAGGUGGUGAAAGCAAACAAAAUGGUUAUGAUCUGCCUGCUGAUCUUCAAACUGCCAACGUUUGAGGUGGCCAGUGGUAAAGUGCUGGAGGAAACCUAUCGGAAGUGGGUCCAUUAUAAAGAGGAGUGCUUCAGAAUGAUAGAAAAUGAGCCGCUCAUCCAAGGGGGCUUAUUCUGUAACAGGACAUUUGACAGAUACGCCUGCUGGCCAGAUACUCCAGCCGGCAAUGUGGUAAACAUCUCAUGCCCUUUCUACCUGCCCUGGUAUAACAAAGUCUCCCAGGGUGUGGUUCAACGUCGGUGUGGACCUGAUGGCCAUUGGGAGAGAGACCACACCGGGCAGAUAUGGAGGGACAUGACCCAGUGUGAGGAGGAACACGAGGUCACGUCUCAGGAGCUGUGGGUCAAACAACUGAUGGUUGGCUUCAGGAUGUUUUACACUGUUGGCUACUCCCUGUCCCUCUUCACACUUGUCACAGCUCUCAUCAUUCUGCUGAGCUUUAGGAAACUCCACUGCACCAGGAAUUACAUCCAUGCCAACCUUUUCCUCUCCUUCAUACUGAGAGCUGUUUCAGUCAUUGUUAAGGACACAAUGCUGGAACACCACUGGGGGCGAGAAAUCAUGAAACCAAUGGAUGUGAAGGAGAUGCUCAGUCAUCAGGCUGCUAUUGGAUGCAGGAUAGCACAGGCAAUGAUGCAGUACUGUGUCUUGGCCAAUCACUACUGGUUCUUUGGAGAGGCAAUUUAUUUAUACUCUGUGCUUAUUGCCUCAGUGUUUAUCGACAACAACAAGUAUCUACCUUACAUCUGUCUUGGCUGGGGGACUCCUGCUGUGUUUGUGGUGCCAUGGGUAGUGAUGAAAAUAUUGAAAGAAAACAAAGAGUGUUGGGCUCUCAAUGAGAAUAUGAACUACUGGUGGAUCAUUCGUUUCCCUAUCCUUUUUGCUUCACUUAUCAACUUUCUGAUUUUCAUGAAGAUCCUGAAGGUGAUUCUCUCCAAAUUAAGAGCCAGCAACCAGAGUGGAUAUCCUGAUUACAAGCUCCGGCUUGCCAAGGCAACCCUUACCCUCAUCCCUCUGUUUGGGAUUCAUGAGAUCAUAUUCAUCUUUGCCACAGAUGAGCAGACAACAGGAGUUCUACGCUACAUUAAAGUCUUCUUUACGUUGUUCCUCAAUUCAUUUCAGGGCUUUCUGGUGGCUGUGCUCUACUGCUAUGCUAAUAAAGAGGUAAGGACAGAGCUGAAGCGAAAGUUACGUAGUUGGAGAAUAGAGGCUGCGAUCAUCUGCUGUGGACAGUGACUAGCCGUGCUUGAUUCUCGAGUGGACACUGUAUCCAUUGCCACAGUUCCAGAGCCCAAC